This is a messenger RNA of Caenorhabditis auriculariae, 9630 nucleotides long. The record is from the annotation of a GenBank genome assembly. Lineage: Eukaryota; Metazoa; Nematoda; Chromadorea; Rhabditida; Rhabditidae.
AUGUUUGAUAGGCUGUGGCUGAAGGUAGUUCUCCUUCUACUCUCAUGCCGCGCGGUCGAGUUCCUUCCUAACGUCAUCCUAGGAGUCGGAAGAUAGAAUCGCAAGUUCAAAAGUGACCCUUUUUUUUUACUUUCAACUUCAUUUCAUUUCUGAUGGCAAUGAAAGUUGGACAUUACAGUAGCAUCCUCCAUCCUCUUGUUGGUUUUUCGACUUUGACCUAUGUCUUAAGAAGUUCACUUGGUGUUUUUUUUUUACUUCUUCUGUAGAACUAAUUUUCGACAAUUCCAAUAAAAAAAUGAAGUUCAAAAGGGGAACAGAAUUUUUGAACGCUUUAACCAUUGCCAAAAUAAAAAAUCGUUUUAAGGUUUAAAAAACUCAAGUUUCACUGAUAGAGAGGGCUUUAAAAAAUCAUAAAUGGAAAUCCUUCCAGAACUUUUUUGUCUAGUGCAGAGAAAGAUGGAAUAAGUGUAAUUCAUGCAAAUGUGGCAUACGAUUAUUUCACGGAAAAAACUAUGAUUGCUUUUUACAGUUCUCUGUACUGUCAGUGAAGCGCUAUCUUUUUAAAAAUGAAAUAUGAGAACCUCGAAAAAAAGACUUAUACGAUUUUCAACGUCUUCUUUCCCUUAUUGUAUGAUAUAGAAAAGAAUUUCUAAAAUUUCAAUGAAAGGAAAGAUUUUUUCCAAUCAAAUAAAGCUUAUGAAGUUCACAGAAAGCUUAAGGUAAUGGGUGCCAACUCGAGUCGACGCGAUGAAGGCGGCGGCGAAAAGCACGUGGGCUGUUGUCCCUGGAGGACGUAGGUUUUCGCGUUUUCGGAUAUUCUGUAUUCAUUGGAAGAUCAUUUUGCACUUUUUGCACAUGAUAAACUGAAAAAUUUUUUGGGUCGUGAAGUUCAAUAAUGUAUUCAGGAGCGCAGGGGAGGAUAAGGCGGCGGUCGCUCUCCGACGUCCCACAAAACUUCCUUCCAAACUUCGAAACAAGUAAUAAAUUCAUCAUCAAAGGGAAAAAUGAUGGUUUUGAACAUGAUUAAGUUUUUAAAACAAAAUUUCGGUGUCCAUAGGAACAGUCCCUAUAGGGCCAACCUUAGAAGCUUUUGGAGGUACCCUUGAGGGACUACUUUACUAACCACUAUAGGGGCCGCUAAAUUUGCAAAAGUGGUCCCUAUAGGGAUUUUAGUUAGUGAUCACUAUAGGGAACAUACUAGUCGAUAAUUUUAAUGAAGAUUAAGCGAAGAAGCAUUUCCAUGGGAAAAUCUGAAUAGUUAAGCGUUUUCAAAUGAAAAUUGAACGCCCCCUUUAAGGACUACUUAAGCUUCAGGGGCUAAGGGGCUAGACCCUAAACCUCUAUAAGGAUCAUCAUGAUCUUAUCCCUGUAGGGACCACUUUUUCGGUCCUUAUAGGGCUCUUUUCUCUCUCUCUAAUCCCUAUAGAGACCCCUCUGAAAUUCCCAAAACCAAAUUUCGAUCUUAACGCGUUUAAGACAGCAAAGGAUUUGGGCUCACUGCGUAAAGCUUUUUUUUUUCAAAUUUCCAUUUAUUUUAUUCAGUCAGUUUAGGUUUCUUAAAUGGGGGGUUCUCUUUGAUUUUUUUCUUCCCAAUUUUUUUAUCUUCGAUGAAAUAUGAAAAAGUAUUGUAAAAUCUAUAUUUGAUAGAAAAAGCGUUCUUUGCACUCUUGUUCGAAUUUUUCUCUUUCUCUUGUUUGUACAUCUCCGAUUCCUUCAAAUGCACCACAAACACGUUGGCGCCUUUCAGAUUCUUCCCAACUUUCCAUCCUUUUUCCACAAAAACGCGGGUUGUUACAAAAUAAAGAAUUUAUAGUAUUUAUUGAAUAGAACUACGCUCCCAGAUGUCUUUCCUAAUUUUUCGCAAUAGAUCUCGUUUUCGAGUUAGGACACUUUCAAAGCUUGAAAUAGCGCUUUUCUUCAUAAUUUACGUAUUUUGCGGGCUUAGAAGCUUCAUAACUCGAAAAAAGAUCUAUUUCGAGGAAUUUGUUUUCUUGUUCUGCAAUCAGGAGGUCCUAAAGUACACUUCAGCGAAGUUUCAUAAAAGUUUAAAUCGGGUCUAAAAAAGUAGAUCCAACUUGUAAGUUUCUAUUUGGAAAACUGUGUUCCGCAGGCUUGGCUUUUUAGAUCUUUAGCUAGUAAAUUUCGGUGAAUUUUCAUGAAAUAUUAAAAAAAAAAUGUUUGAGAUACUUUUUACUUUGGUUUAAUUGGACUUGUGCUGAGAUUGAAAUGGCUAGAAAAGUCAAUUUUUUUUUUGUACCAUUUUUUUUUCGAUUUUUAAACAGCUCACUUUUUUUUCGAGCCGUUGUUGAUCCAGAGGUUUGAACAACAACGUCAGUUUCAGGAUUCGGAAACAAGAAGACAGAUCUCGCGAAUGGGAAGAGAUCCCGACGCCUUCUGUUUGCGACCAUCGCGACACAAUCACCGAGGAGACGCCUCUGUCCGCACUUCCACAGGACCGCCUCAUGCACGUUCGUUUUAUGACUUUCUAGUUUCUGAGGCGUACUUAGGAACUGUAGAGUGGUCCCUAUAGGGGCCACCUUAAAGGCCUUUCGAGGGUCCCCUCUAGGGACCACUUGAACAACUCCUAUAGGAGCUACUAGAGCUUGCAAAAAUGGUCUCUUUUCUGAAUAAAAUUGAAAGACCCCUAUAGGGACCACUUAACCUUUAGCGACUAUGGGGUCAGACUCCAUACCCCUAUAGGUACCACCUUGAUUUUACCCCUCAUAGGGACCACUUUUCCGGAUCCUAUAGUGGCUGUUUUUCCCCUAAUCCAUAUAGAGACCACUCUAAAAUUCCUUAGUUCGUCUGGAUUUUUAACGUCGAUAAAUGAGCAGCCUUGUUUUUAAUAAUGAGUUACAUUUUUAUAGUUUUUGCUCUUUUAAGUACAAGUUUAAAGUGCCUUCUUUUUAGAAAUGUAAGCAGAAGAAAAUUUAAAUUUCAUUCGGAAGCAUUUUUUUCAAAUAAAAAUCAGAGUUUUUCCAUAUGUUCCAAACGUACUGUGAGAACAUCAGUACAAUCUGAUGUUAUCGCAAUAAAUUUUAUUACUUUUUUUGUUCUUUUUCUAAUCUCCUUUUCUCACCGUCCAUAUAUAUACCCAGAAGCUUUAUGUUUCUUUUUCAUGGUCACGGAUUUUUUUCCUUCAAGACCUGUUUUCCCAAAAUACUCUCUUUUUUUUCGUAAUUGUUUAUAGGGUUUAAAUUUUGUACUAUUUUCGAUAAUCGUUUUUGUGAAAAAAUUUUUUGAAUAAUUUCCUUCCUUAAGAGAUUAUUAAGACUUUUUUUUUUGCGUGUUUACUCUAUUAGAAGGCUUUAACACAGUAUUUUAAUCAGGUCUACUUUUUUUUACUGUUUUUUUUUUUCGUAAAUUGCUUCCUACUCACUGCUUCAGUUGUUAGUUUUGUUUGAAAUGGGUAAAUUUUUUUAAAAAAUCGCUUCUGAGGAAUUCUAGAGUGGUCCCUAUAGAGGUCUUUCAAUUUCAUCCGACGAACGCUUAUUUAUUUAAUUUUUCGCAUGAAAAUGCUUCCUAGAGUGCAUACAAUUAACGAUUAGCAUACCCCUAUAAGGACCACUAACUAAAACCCCUAUAGAAACUAUUUUUGCAGCUUUAGCGGCUCCUAUAGGGGUUGGUAAAGUGGUCCCUAGAGCACUCUGGAGUUACUAAGCUAUCUUGCAGAAUUUAUGAUCAGAAAAGAAUGAAAAAAAAAAUCUGCAACUUUGACUGCAAACAAAAGUGUUUGUUGUUAUUUGUCCUCUGAGGAAACAACUUCGAGUCAUGUUAUUUAGUCGAGAGACCGGUUUUUGUAUUGAUAGCCAUGUCAGCUGUUUAUCUAAAAAGUCCCCCGCAUCAUUUUCCCAAAGCGUGCAUGAAACUUGUGAGUCAGUUCCUGCCUCAACCUACUAGAAGCCGAUUUUGAGCCAGUUGCAGAUUAUCAACUGCUUUCCGUACCCAACGACGAGGUCGGCCGAAUCUCCGACUCCCGAAAUGGUUGCCGCCAUAGCCGCCCACGACCUCGAACACCGCGCCUUCGUCGACGCCUUCGGCAAACUUGUCCAGGUUAUUUUCUCUCUUCAUUUAUGAAUCUCAUUUUCUGUCUGAAUCAUGUUUUUUUUAAUAGAUCCAUGCUGAUUUGGAAGUAGAGGGGAAAAAUCAAGAAAAAAAAGUUUAAAAUUGGAAAAAUUCUUGCAAUAAGUUGUUUUGAUUUUUUACUCUUUGCAAGAUACUAUAGGUUUCACGAAAAGUAUAAAAAACGCCUUCAUUCAUUCUAGAAUGCUCAUGGUUUGAUCGCCUUCCUUUUUCUCGGAAUACACUAGAGUUUCCCAGUUUUCGCGGCGCCCUUUUUCAGGCUUAAGUGAGUAUUUAAUUAGCGUGGAAGAAAAGAACGGAAACGCAUAAUGCCGUCGAUCGAUCCAUCAAGAACUCCUAUCACAUCAGGCCGGUCUGUCGGUUAUCAGAGCACGCGGUUUCGACUCGAGUGCGAGAGAGUCGCACGCACCGCGGAAAAACCUGAGGUGAAGGCGGAGCCUGGGAUUGUUUGGUACGAUUUCGAUCGUCAUAAGCAGUCCCUUCUAUGACACACUGGCCGCGCGUUGCGCCGCUAGCCAAAAUGCCCUCGUUCGACCUGUGCCGACUGGACGAAGGCGAACCCCUCGAAGACCUCAGAAUCGCCCACCGGCCUCCCACCAACCGCCGUCAGCACUUCCAACAUGCGUUGAAGGUGGCCGCGCUCGCCUCCCGGAUCACCGAGGGCUGGCAUCGACGCUACCACGAAGCCAGCUUCGACCUCGGCAGACGCAUCGGCGUCGGCAAACGCUCCUUGUCCUGCUGCGACGAUGUCAGUCUAUGAAUGGUACAACACGAGGCAUUUGCAGCCUUUAGACAGUUUUCGAUUCAACUUUGGGCUCAGAAUGAUGCUGUUAAUUUCAUGAUACCUCAACCACUUAUGCUUGAGAAAAAGCGCUAGAUCUUCAUCCAUAGGGUGGAAAAAGGCUCCAUAGAAAUUUUCUUUUCACGCUGACGAAGGCCUCUUUUUGAUGCCUUUUUGCAUCAUUUUUGCUGCCUCUCCCUUUUUUCACCAUUUCUCGAGCCCUUAAAAUCUCAGAAAAACGGAAGGCUCGAUAAAGGGACUCUCUUUGCAGCCUUUCUGCGACCUUUUUUGAGCCUCUCCCUUUCCACCAUUCCGACUUUGCCCGAGUCAGAUGAUUUACGUUGCCGAAACACACAUCUUUGAUACGAUGUCAAUCAAAUUUUGAAUAGUCUAGAACUAGAUACCCCUGAAAGAAAAUCGAUAUUCAAAGUUUGAAAUUUGGGGGUAGUGGUCAACGUAAGAAUUUUGUUAUUCAGUUUUUCAUCACUCCUUUCAUCUUCUGUUACUUCUUCUCUAUCUUACAUUAAAAAAGUUUUUCUGAAGAUGGUGAAUAUCUCAAACAGAAAGAGAGAUUUACAAGUCAGCUUGUGUACUGUGAGUAGUCAAAAUAGGUCAUCCUUCAUUCUUAGAAUCGUUUAUGAGAUCGAGGCUAUUGAAUCUGAAAGCUCUAAUUUGUUACUCUGCAAGUCUUUGAACUGAUUCGCGAUUACUUUCAAGUCCGACCAGAUUAAAAUGCAACCAUAGAUGAGUUUAAAAUAAAACUUUAGAUAAUCAUUUCAUAUAGAAAAUAAGAAACAAAUCUGCAGGUUUCGGUGGAAACAAUGGCCAUCACAGCGCUGCCGAUGGAUGUUUGGCUGAAAGAGCGUCUGAAGAAAUGGGUGCAGCUAUCUGGACACGAAGGUGCGUCUCGUUUCACGUUUUUCUCCAACUUUUUAAAGCCGACGUAGGCCGCCGUUGCCAUUUCUCGAUAAGUCGCUGCCUAGGGCAAAGCCGCAAUGGCAAAAAAGCCUUUGUAAGAAAAAGAACGUGUAAAAUUUGGAAUCUUCUAAAACCUUGUAUAAUCGUUGCUUUCGAAGCUUCCAGGUUACUCGAAAUUUCUGAUUUUGUGCCAGGGGAAAUUUAUUUUCUCAGCGGAUCCCUAACCAUAAAACUGAAACUUUUCGAUUAAACGAAGGAUUUAACUGGGCUUCACAACCCCUGAACGUUAAGACAAUUAAUUAAAAAAUUGCGGAAACCAAGGUUAAAUGAAAUAUGAAAAAAACAACUUUUUUCGCCUAACUUUUGCAACGUGGUAUUACAAUCACCACAUAAUGACGCGGCUUAUUUCAUCCCAAAUACUUGACGGGCAUGCCCGGGAAUGCCCCUCAUUUUUUUCCACCUCUGUCAACUAUUAACAACACGAAGCCAAUAAGUUCAAACUCAAAAAAGUUACUCAUUUGAGAUUUCAGAGGCAAAAUUUCAAUUAUUAUUAUUUUAAAGCAUCUCAAAUGCUCCAUUUCAUCUUGAUUGACCCUUUUGAUCUCCAAAUUUUUUUCUCAUGGUUUCCGGUUCUGCUUGAAUGUCACUCAUCAUGAUGAAAGGAAGGUAGUUGGAAAAGAGUUGUUGAUUCAUUGAAGUAAGCGAGAAAGAGAAAACGAUGGCUUGUGACACGGAUUAUCGACUCAUCGGACGGUUAUCGCGACGCUCUACAGCACAGCUUAUGUCCUCAAAUAUAUAUUUUUUCUUUUUUCUCGCGGGAUUAUUUUCAUCCCUUGCACAGUCGGCAGAUUUUCAGUAGAGUGGAAAAUUGUCUAUCUGGGUUUUUUGUUAUAAUCUUCAAAACAAAGGUUAGAUUUGCGGUAAAAGUUUUGUAAUUUGAAGAGAGCAAAAUCGAGAUUUAGAAUCAUUUUUUUAAAGGCUUUUUUGUUUUCUAGUUAAAAAAUGAAUUAUUAACUAUAUAAGGACGGUUUGAACUGGGGUAACCUCUCAUUUUCCUUUUCAUGAAUUGUUUUCAAUAUUUUUUUUACGAGAAGUCGACUUCGGUCAAAAAAUGGUCAAGGCGCUGAAGAUCUCAAAAAAAAAAUUGGCAAAAAAAAUUUAAUCAAGAAGGGAUCGAACCUGCAUCAUAGAUUUACAGCGCAAGGCCACUAGCCACUACACCACACCACCUGCUGGCAGCCGCCGCAAGAGAUUCCCUCCUUCCAUCCAAUGCAUUUUUCGCGUGCAAACUUUGAGACGCCAUAACUUGGCUAGAACACAAAAGGCGCACUUUUUUUUGACUUUAUUGGAAUCAGGGUGUCCUAAAGUACCUAUAUACCAAGUUUCAUUAACCUUUUGCACAAGGAUAUGAUCAAAGACGUUUCUAGUGCUCAAAAAACAGAAAUUAUGGAUUAUUUUCAAUAUUAAAAAGAAGCAUUUCAGGGAGCAUCGUUCCUGCGACGAAACACACCCUUUACAAGAAACAGUGCUCGAACUGCAGCGAGUCCCGUGCCUACGAGUCCAUUUCUCGAGACCCCGCACUUUCCGGCUUCACUCCGACCUACUACAAACAGCUCGAGAAAAACGAAGAGUGUACGUAUUUCCCUCUUUUCCAGUUGUUAACCAAGAAUCUUCAGAUUUCAUCGAGAUCGAAGAUUUGUUGCAACAAUUCGCUGAUCCAACUAAAACGGCCAUCAUGGACAUCAAAGUUGGCACACGGUGAGUGUUCAAGCAUUGAUAACGCUUCUCAGUAUUUGCUUUCAGAACGUUUCUCGAAUCAGAAGUAUCAAACUCUAAAAAGCGGGCCGACUUGUAUGAGAAAAUGAUUGCCAUCGAUCCAGAAGAACCAACGGACGAGGAAAGAAAGUAAGUUCUGAACACUUGGAAUGGUUCCAAUCUGAUGUGCAGGAGCCAGUCGAUAACCAAACUACGGUACAUGCAGUUCCGCGAGCGCGAAAGUAGCAGCGCCAAACUUGGCUUUCGGAUCGAAGCCGGCAAAGUUAGUUCGUUCUGAAACAAUAUUUUUGGUCAUGAUAAUCAGUUAUAGAAGUUCAGUUCCCAAAACUAAGUCUAGAUGUAAAUAAUUUUUUUCGUAUUCAAACAUAGAGAAAACUGUAAAAGAAGGCUCAACAACUAUGACGUGAAAAAAGAUGAGAAUAAAAGCGCCGCGCCCAUAUUUCUCCGUGAAAUGUAGUGUGUAGUGUGCAUGCACUGCGGCGCUCUCGCACAUUCCCUAUUCAAAGUAAUUUUCGCGAAAUUCAAAGUUAUCUCGGAGUCUCCAAAACUCAGUUAUUUUUUUCAAUUUCUGGCGGCUAUUUUGAAUUUCGCGAAAUCACUUUGAACACGGCAACAAAAAAGUGGCGUUUUUCUCAAUGAGAAACCGAUUCGUCUCAUGACCCAUUAAACAUGCGCCUUUAAUAUUUCUUGUUUUUUACGCUUGUCUCCCAUGACGUCACAUUUUGAUUUCCUAUUUCCUUCUACUAAAACGCCGUGUAAAACGUUCUGUGACGUCACGAUGAUUCGAAGAAAAAAUCUUCACGAAAUUCCUCAUUUUAUCUGUGAGUUAUGUUCUUAAAACUGUUGUAGAUUCAAGUCAAUUAUCGCAGUAUCUUAAAUUUUUUGGUUUCAGUUGCUCCUUUUUCAUUUCAUAUUGAACCAGUUUUUCUAUAUUUUUCCUUGAUUGACUAAAAAAAUUCAAUUUUUUAACUGACUUUUGAUGAUUCAGACACUGGAUGGAUCUCUGGAAAAGAACUUCAAAAAAGUUCGAACGAUAGAAGACGUCGCUUCGACUUUCAUCGACUUCUUCGGCGUCGAGCGGACCCGAGUGCGGAGACAGCUUGUCGCGCGUCUGAAGGCCAUGCGGGCAGCCAUCGAGAAGUCCAACUUCUUCCAGAACCACGAGGUUUGCCCCUCCUCCCAGCGUCUCAAAAUAAGUGACUUCGAGGUGGUCGGCAGCAGUAUAUUGAUCAUGUACGACGAAGACAAGGUCGGCUGCUGGAUGAUCGACUUCGCGAAGACGUCGGCCGUCGUCGGCAAGACGCUCGACCACCGCACAGCCUGGGUCCCUGGCAACAACGAGGAUGGUUACCUCGUCGGUAUCGAUAACCUUAUCAAGGUAUGUUUCCCAGCUCUUAUCUUUUUUCCUUUAACCCUUUAGAAAAUUCAUCGAAAUGAGAUGUAUUGCAAGUUCAAAUUUUAGUAUUCAGAAAUAAGCCCAAAUCAAUUUUUCAUGCUAGUUUCAGUCUCAUCUAGUAGAAAAAAUCGUUUAGAAUUGACCGAAUUUCACUUUGAGGUCUUUGUUUUUACAGUUUUGUAGAGCAAAAAUUAACAAAAGCUGUGUUUACAAUAGUGUUUUUUCGCAAAACGUGACAGUCUCGCCCGGGUUUUGGAUUCAAAUCUAUCUUUUGUUUUGUUGUUUUCGUCGUAGAUGUAAUCGACUAGGCGAACAAGAACUUUCAAAACUAUAACGAAGCCUUUGGCGAACUAAAAGUCCAAACGUGUAGUUGAUCAAAUUGAAAGCAUGGCCUCACGGUCUUUCGCCUCGCUUCUUAAGUUGCACCUUGACGAGCUCAAAAAAAAGCGGAGGUGGAUUCCGUAGACCGUGCCCUAGUUGUAAGUCUCGAAAGGAGAGCAGCCAAAUCGAGACUGAAAACGAAAAACAUCAAAAAAAAAACCUUGGAAUGAAAUGUUUUCACUUGAAGGUCCUGGAAGAGAUGCCGGACUUUGGACAACUACCAAAUGAAGAAACUCUGGUGACAGAAGAGGUGGUCGCAAGGUUGCGGGAGUCCGCCAAACACCUCUCUAGUUGA